AUGACAAGAGUUGAAUGUAAAUCCAACAAUGUUUUCGUGUACUCGACGGACAACCAGCUCAUCGGCUACGGCGGUAUCUCCCGUACGAGUCCGCUGUCAAACUUUUAUAAGACCAGCUUCAUGUACGGUGGCCACCAAUACACGUACGCCGAGUGUGCAAUUAUGUAUGAGAAGGCCGUUACGUUUAACGACACGAAGACAGCCGAACUGAUCCUCAAGUGUACACAACCGGCGGCCGCCAAACGACUCGGUCGUCGGAUAAAACCUUUUGACCCGAAAACUUGGAUUGAAGUGCGCAACGAAAAAGUACCGAAAAUACUAUACGAAAAAUUUACGCAAAAUGCAGAGCUCAAGGAGUGGCUAAUAUCUACUGGAAGUGCUGUCUUAGCCGAGAUUUCUACGGAAAAUAAAGACGGAAGCAUGAGAUAUAGCGAUAAGGUUUGGGGUAUAGGUAUCGGACCGUCGCAUAAGGAUAUUGACAAACCCAUGCAAUGGCAUAAAUACGGCAACAACUUCUUGGGCAAGACAUUGAUGAAAGUAAGACAAAUGAUUGUCGACGAUGUGACAGAUUAA
This is a messenger RNA of Oppia nitens, 573 nucleotides long. RefSeq names its product N-glycosidase YbiA-like. The transcript has a single exon. The coding region runs from base 1 to 573 and encodes 190 amino acids. The record is from RefSeq and is a predicted model, not a curated record. NCBI's taxonomy places the organism in Eukaryota, Metazoa, Arthropoda, Arachnida, Sarcoptiformes, Oppiidae.